This is a messenger RNA of Xiphophorus maculatus (southern platyfish), 3425 nucleotides long. Its product is annotated as arrestin domain-containing protein 3-like. The record is from RefSeq and is a predicted model, not a curated record. The transcript is spliced from 6 exons. Gene Ontology annotation, cellular component: cytoplasm; plasma membrane. The coding region runs from base 75 to 1190 and encodes 371 amino acids. Gene Ontology annotation, biological process: protein transport. NCBI's taxonomy places the organism in Eukaryota, Metazoa, Chordata, Actinopteri, Cyprinodontiformes, Poeciliidae.
CCGGAUGCAAUGUUUUUUUCAGAAACACCGGUGGGACAUUUUACAUCGGCAAUAAGGGACACUAACAUGUUAACAUGUUCCGAAUUAACGACUUCAAGAUCAUUUGUGAGGACGCGAGCAGAGAUGGGGCUUUUUCCGAAGGAGACACGGUCGCAGGUUUGGUUUCUUUUAACCUAUCAAAAGAGACGAAAGUUAAGAGCGUCAGUGUGAAGCUUAAAGGACACGGUCAAGUUCACUGGACUGAAGGAACUGGAGAAGACGAAAGGUCGUACAGCGCAAGUAAGAGAUAUCUUAAAGUCAAAGAAUACCUGGUGCUGGAAAAGACAGAAAGCAGUGUACUUCCUCAAGGGACCAAUCAAUUCAAGUUCAGGCUUCAGAUUCCACAGGAGGACUUGCCAUCAUCCUUCAAGGGGACACAUGGCAGCAUUGUUUACAAGGUUGAAGCACAGAUAUGUAGGAAAUGGCAUUUGGAUUCUACAGUGCAAAAGGAGAUCAAGUUUCUUUCAAAGUCCAUACGAAACACUCGCCAAGUUGUGUGUCCACAGUCCAACUCGGUAACAGAAAAGAUAGGAGUUUUCUCCAAAGGAGAAGUCCAAAUGACUGCUUCAGUAAACAGGAAUGUUUGCUUUCCAGGUGACACACUAACUGCUUUUGCCAAAAUCUCCAAUGGUUCCUCCAAGUCAAUGAAACCAAAAUUCAGUUUACAGCAAAGGACUGUUUACAUCGCUGGGGGUUCCAAAGACAUCAGUGACUAUUCUUUAUGCAAAAAAGUCGGAGACACCAUUAAACCAAACUCUGAGGAAACUGUGUCCUGCACCAUCGAUGUUCCUCCAGGUGUUAUCUACACUCUCAAUAACUGUGAUCUUGUCUCAGUUGAGUAUUACCUCAAGGUGUACUUGGACGUUAGUUUUGCCUUCGAUCCAGUGGUGGUGUUUCCCCUGAUAAUUGCUCCUGCCAUUGCACUUGAUCACUGUGAGGACUUGGGGCCUUACCCAGGUGGUCCUGCCGGGCCCCCGAGUUACAGUGACUUCUCAUCUGCAGCUGCCUACCCUAGUGAAUUUAAUCCCGUACCCAUAAGCACAGGUGCCUGUGGGUAUCCCACACUGGAAGAUAAACCCCCGUUGUACAAUUCUCUUUUUCCCGAUGGUCAAGACACAACUAGCAGGAGAGAGCCAGUUCAAAAAAACUGAACUUAAGACAUAAAACGUAGUCAGAAUUGACAAUCGUGUCAAUUAUGUCAUUAUCUUUAGCAAUCUGCACUAAAGAACGACUUUCUGGUAAAAUAAAAACCUGUUUGCUUUCUCCUGAUUGCAUUCUAUGUGGAGUGUUGGAAAGAAAAGAAAAUCCACUAAUAUCAUUCAGAACCACAAAAGGCUUCCAGUUCCUUUUAGUGAUGAGUGGAGCUUUCAAACUUAGAUGGUACAUUUAUGCUUGCUAAUGACAUUAGUUAUCCAUGGAGUCUUUCCAUUGUUCUGGUUUUGCCAGACCGAGUAGUAAACAAAGUGCUUUGAUUACUGUUAUGGUGCUGGGAUGGAGGUAGCUGUAGAUAUCAGUGUCAGUGUGAUACUGACUUCAUAUAAAAGUUUUCCUUGCAGCCAGGUGGUGGUGAAAAAAAACAAAACAAACAAAAAAAACAAUCUCUACAACAUAAUCAAAAACAAAGAAAACUGAGGAAAAAUACUAGUGCAAAUAAAAAAAAAGAACAGAUUAAGUGACAAAUUAUCACAACCAGUGACCUUUUGAAUUGAUCUAAUUAAUGGCCUGAGUGAUGAAAGCGUCUGUCCAUUAGUUGGUCCUUGAUUGUCUCAAGCACUUUCAAGACGAUAGUGUCAUGUUGUGGGUAUAAAUUGGACGCAAACACAGACAUCUGGAGGCAACAAGUGGUGUUGAGUAAUUGAUGGAAAAUAAAGAAAAAUCCAAACUUACAAAAACGUGAGAAGCAGAAGGGAAAUAAAAUAUUCCAUACAAAAGCCAGUCAGGAGAUACGAGGAGAGUACAGGGAGCCAUCGAAGAAACAGAGAGACGACGAGGAAUGAACAGAGGAACCAGGGAGGAGAAUCUGAGAGGGGGCACAGGAGAGCGCACAGGGGACUAGAAAAUAAAUUAAACACUAAAGAAUGAUAGGUAGAAGAAAUUAUGAAACUAGAUUAAUUAAGAAUAACUAGAAGAAAUAAACACAACUGGAAACACUAAGAAGGACUGAACUAAAGUAAAAUCUAAUCAAGACUAAUUAAUCAAGAUAAGAAAUAACACAGAAUGAUGAUGAAACGAAUAUAUAAAAGGACUAAACCAAAGUAAAACUAAAGUGAAACAAAGCUGAUCUAAAAAAAAAAGAGGAUCUAAGAACCAUAGAAGCAAACAAAACUCAAGACAAACUCAAACAAUCCCAGAUCUUAACAGGUAGGAAUUAAAAUCCAGCCUGAAAUCAGUGGAGUGAGCAGACUACAUGGCUGAAGAGCAAACUGACUCAUUACACAUACUCAGUGGUGGUCUUCCUCUGCACCCCGACACUCAUUUUUUUGUUUUCCCAAAUUGAUUACGUUUCACAAAUCAAAUAAGGUAAAUCCAGUCAUUUGCUUGUCACAAACAAAACAAUGAAGCUGAACAUGCUCUUUUGUUGUUACGAACAAAAUAAAUCUAAUUGUGUUUUAUGCAGUGUACAAUCUUGACUGAUAAAUAAAUAUACAUAUACUGUACAUUUCAAAUCAUUUGCUCCUUCAUAAGCAUCUUAACUCCUUGUCAUCCCGAAAAGAGACACUUUCUGUGCUCAAUGUUCAGAUGUGGGGGAGAUUUCUCAGAAACAUGCUCAGAAAAUUGGUGGUGCUUUAAAAAUUACUCUACAGGAACCAACAGUUUCACUUUAUAUUUUGUUUUGUAUAUAUUUACAAAUGUUUCACUGGGAAAUUUUUUUGGAGGUUUCUGGCAAGACGCAAAUAUUUCUCUUUGUGUCCUUGUCAACACAUUCUUUGUCUGAGAUACAGGAAAACAUCACAUGAUCAUGCAGGCCCACAAAAGCUCCCCAGCUUCUCAUAGCAACGUGUGAGAAUGUUUGAUUCAAGUGGUAACACUGUUUUCUUCUAAUAGCAGAUUUAUGCUCUUUAAAACUCAUUAGCAGUCUAUGGAGUCUUGGCAGAGUGGUUGUAAAGUGACGUUAUCCCCUGUACUGGCAGUGUGGGAAACAAAGAACCUACAGUGGGGAAAAGGCUGAAUAUUUAAUCAAGAGUUUAUUUUGUCCUUUUUGUGAUUUGAUUGUAUUUGUUUUUUGUUUUUUUUUGCCACUUUAUGUAACAUAAAAUAUAUACUAUAUAACAUUAUGCAUAUAUUUGCAGCAUUCUUUUAAUGAAAUGUGCAUGUUUUAAUUGCCAACAGUGUAUUAGUUGAUUGACAUGUUUACUGCAUUGUGUUUUAAUAAAAGAUUAUCCUCA